Messenger RNA from Salvelinus fontinalis (brook trout), 8992 nucleotides. RefSeq names its product ectonucleotide pyrophosphatase/phosphodiesterase 5 (gene enpp5). Bases 396 to 1922 code for a protein of 508 amino acids. The transcript has 6 exons. NCBI's taxonomy places the organism in Eukaryota, Metazoa, Chordata, Actinopteri, Salmoniformes, Salmonidae. The record is from RefSeq and is a predicted model, not a curated record.
AGAAUCCCUGCCGUAGGGCUCGGUACCGUCGGGAGGGUGUAAAUCUAUGGUAGACGACAGUGUGUCUGGAUAAUGAAUACAGAAGUCCAUUACGUCAUUCAGACAGGUGCUUUUUUUACUUUGUCUUUUCAGACUACACCACAGCAGUCCCUUUUAGCACUGGCAGCAUAGCUUUUAUAGUUGAUGCAUACGUCGAUAACUUAUAUUACGCGAACAUUUAAUUAAAUACGCCAAUAUCCAGUCGCUAGAAUAGAAUAACAUUUGCGCUUUGCAAUCGGAGACGGCUGUAUAUGGGCGGGACUUCCUUGUAGCCAACACUGUUUAUUUGUGCGUGUUGCAGAAUUAGAAGAGAGAUCUUGCACAGAGCAGAUAAGAAGUCUGUAUUACAGGGUGGUAUGAUGUUGUGUAGCGUAAUGCUGGGUUGCAGCCCACGAAGAGGAGGAGGCUGCUAUCUGGGAUGGCUUCUGACCUUAACCCUGACCCUGCCUCUGGCCUCCCUACAGAUGGACCACCAUGGACACCAAGGCCACCCCCUCCAUCCUCACCACCAGGCCACCAGAGGGGCUCGCCCCAAGCUACUGCUGCUGUCCUUCGACGGAUUCCGCUGGGACUACGUGGACCGUGUCCCCACCCCUAACUUCCACGCCCUGAUGGAGGAAGGGUCAAUAGUUGAGCAGGUUGAGAACGCCUACAUCACCAAAACCUUCCCUGACCACUACACCCUGGUCACCGGGCUGCAUGCCGAGACGCAUGGCAUCGUGGGUAACGAGAUGUACGACCCAGACCUUAACGCCUCCUUCUCCAUGGAGACGCAGAGCGCCUACGAGCCACGCUGGUGGGCUGGGGCAGAGCCUCUGUGGGUGACCAAUCAGAAGCAGGGUGGGCGGAGCGGCGGGGUGAUGUGGCCGGGGUCGGACGUGGAGAUCGGGGGGGCGUACCCGUCACGCUACCUUCCGUACAACGCGUCACUGAGCUUCGAGAGGCGCGUGGAGACGAUGGUAGCCUGGCUGAUGGGGGAGGGGCCAGAGGAGGGGGUUCGGUCUGUGCAGGGGGGUGUGGACUUUGGCGUGUUAUACUGGGAGGAGCCUGAUGAGAGCGGUCACAACCUGGGCCCAGAGAACCCUCUAAUGGACGCAGUCAUUGCUGACAUAGACGACAAGCUGGGCUUCCUCCGCAAUGAGCUGCGCAAGAAGGGUCUGUACGAAAGUGUGAACCUGAUUGUAACCAGUGAUCAUGGCAUGACCCAGCUGUCCAAAGACAAGGUGAUUGAGCUGGACCAAUACCUGGACAGAGAACUCUACACCUGGGUGGACAAGAGCCCUGUGGUGGGGAUACUACCUAGAGAAGGUAAGUUAGAGGAGGUGUACAGUGCGCUGGUGGAGGCCAAUCCCAACAUGGUGGUGUACAGGAGGGAGCAGAUCCCCGAGCGUCUCCACUACCGUCACAACAACAGGAUCAUGCCCAUAAUUAUCGAGGCCAAGGAGGGCUGGACCAUCACCCAGAACAGAACCACUGGACCACACAUGUUGGGUAACCACGGCUACGACAACACCCUACCCAGCAUGCAUCCUGUCUUGGUGGCGCGUGGCCCCGCCUUCCGUCAGGACUACGUGAAGAGUUCCAUGCGUUCCGUUGACCUCUACCCCCUCAUGUGUCACAUCCUGUCUGUUCGGCCCUGCCCCAACAAUGGUUCUCUAGCCCGGGUUAUGGAUCUCCUCUCCGAGCCCUCCCCCCCCACACACUCCACCCCCCUGGACGGCAGAUACCAGCCUUCCUUCGCCACCGCCCUGGGCGUGGUCCUGGGGGUUGUCAUGGUGACAGGGUUCCUGGUGGUUAUCGUCAAACAGAUGACGAUCCGACAACUACCCAGCAGGCAGAGAGAGAUGGCCCAGCCGCUAUUACUUGGAGAACUACAGCUUUAGAGGAGAGAGGAGAGGCAGAGGAGAGGGAGAGGAGGAGAGGAGAGAGAGGAGAGGCAGAGGAGAGAGAGAGGAGAGGGAGUUAGAAGAGAGAGGAGGAGAGGGAGUUAGAAGAGAGAGGAGGAGAGGAGAGGGAGUUAGGAGAGAGAGGAGAGGGAGAGGGAGAGGAGAGGGAGUUAGAAGAGAGAGGAGAGGCAGAGGAGAGGGAGAGGGAGAGGAGAGGAAGUUAGAAGAGAGAGGAGGAGAGGAGAGGGAGUUAGAAGAGAGAGGAGGAGAGGGAGUUAGGAGAGAGAAGAGGAGAGGGAGUUAGAAGAGAAGAAAGGAGAGGAGAGGAGGAGAGAAGAAAGGAGAGGAGGAGAGUUGACGCCGUACACCGGUAAAGGACAGUAGUUAACCAGGCUUCAGUGUGGAGGAGGAGCAGAGGAGAGGAUACGUGUGGCUUUGUUCUGAUGGUUGUCUUGUUGUUAAUCUCAGCAGUCAUAAUAACAAUAAGAAGCAAUAGUACAACGGACACCAAGCGUAAUAAGGGAGUAAAUCUAGUAUGUGGUUGAGUUGUUAAGCCGUACAGUGAAUCAGAGAACCACUGUGAGAUCUGAGUUCAUUUAUUUAGUCAGGCUGUUUCUUUCAGUCUUCAAUACAUCCACGACUGCCACGUUACUACUUUAGUCCAUAUAGUUGUCGUCAUGACUACCACGUUACUAUUUUAGUCCAUAUAGUUGUCGUCAUGACUACCACGUUACUACUUUAGUCCAUAUAGUUGUCGUCAUGACUACCACGUUACUAUUUUAGUCCAUAUAGUUGUCGUCAUGACUACCACGUUACUACUUUAGUCCAUAUAGUUGUCGUCAUGACUACCACGUUACUACUUUAGUCCAUAUAGUUGUCGUCAUGACUACCACGUUCCUACUUUAGUCCAUAUAGUUGUCGUCAUGACUACCACGUUACUACUUUAGUCCAUAUAGUUGUCGUCAUGACUACCACGUUACUACUUUAGUCCAUAUAGUUGUCGUCAUGACUACCACGUUCCUACUUUAGUCCAUAUAGUUGUCGUCAUGACUACCACGUUACUACUUUAGUCCAUUUAGUUGUCGUCAUGACUACCACGUUACUACUUUAGUCCAUAUAGUUGUAGUAUUGACUACCACGUUCCUACUUUAGUCCAUAUAGUUGUCGUCAUGACUACCACGUUACUACUUUAGUCCAUAUAGUUGUUGUCAUGACUACCACGUUACUAUUUUAGUCCAUAUAGUUGUCGUCAUGACUACCACGUUACUACUUUAGUCCAUAUAGUUGUCGUCAUGACUACCACGUUACUAUUUUAGUCCAUAUAGUUGUCGUCAUGACUACCACAUUACUACUUUAGUCCAUAUAGUUGUCGUCAUGACUACCACGUUACUACUUUAGUCCAUAUAGUUGUUGUCAUGACUACCACGUUACUAUUUUAGUCCAUAUAGUUGUCGUCAUGACUACCACGUUACUACUUUAGUCCAUAUAGUUGUCGUCAUGACUACCACGUUACUAUUUUAGUCCAUAUAGUUGUCGUCAUGACUACCACGUUACUACUUUAGUCCAUAUAGUUGUCGUCAUGACUACCACGUUCCUACUUUAGUCCAUAUAGUUGUCGUCAUGACUACCACUUUCCUACUUUAGUCCAUAUAGUUGUCGUCAUGACUACCACGUUACUACUUUAGUCCAUAUAGUUGUCGUCAUGACUACCACGUUACUAUUUUAGUCCAUAUAGUUGUCGUCAUGACUACCACGUUCCUACUUUAGUCCAUAUAGUUGUCGUCAUGACUACCACGUUCCUACUUUAGUCCAUAUAGUUGUCGUCAUGACUUCCACGUUACUACUUUAGUCCAUAUAGUUGUCGUCAUGACUACCACGUUACUACUUUAGUCCAUAUAGUUGUCGUCAUGACUACCACGUUACUACUUUAGUCCAUAUAGUUGUCGUCGUGACUACCACGUUACCACUUUAGUCCAUAUAGUUGUCGUCAUGACUACCACGUUACUAUUUUAGUCCAUAUAGUUGUCGUCAUGACUGCCACGUUCCUACUUUAGUCCAUAUAGUUGUCGUCAUGACUACCACUUUCCUACUUUAGUCCAUAUAGUUGUCGUCAUGACUACCACGUUACUACUUGUUCCUGUUCAGUACUUACAGUUAUCCUUCAUAGGAGAUCAUCUUUCUAUUAUAUGUGCAAUAAUGUUGUUUUAUAUAUGUUACUGUCUGUAGGGGGCGUAUUAAAGACACAUGUGUCUUGCCCAUAUAAAGUGUUCAUAAACCAUUAACCAUUCAGGGCUUGACAUUCAGGUAAAUUUGCCAGUGGCACACCAGGCCAGUACCAAGUGAAAACUACUUUCCCGAAUGAGAACAUGACUGGCUGGGCCAAGUUAUACAUGCAGAAUUUUAAUCAUGGGUGAUUUCAUGUUUCAUUUGCAGUCUGGGCAAGUACCUUUUUUUUUUAUAGCCUAUAUAGCCAACCAUACAAUCUGAUAUUUACACGGAUUGUUUGGAGAACGAAGAUAAAGCCACCCGUCCCUGUCUCAGUGAUGACAUAUAGCCUUAACAUUUAAAGAAAAUGUCAUAAAUUAGCCCAAUAAAAUGUCAUAUCUUCAGGGCCUAUAUAGUACAUGGUCCUUAUUUAGAGGCAGCUAUUUUAGCAUAGCACAUUUUUUGUUUUGGCCCUUUUUUUAAAUGACAUCAAAUGGAUCAGAAAUACAUUGUAGACAUGACUAUUGUAGCUGGAAACGGCCUUUUAGGCAGAGUUCCUCUGUCCAGUGUCUGUGUUAUUUUGCCCAUGCUUUAAUAUUGCUUUAAUAUUUUAUUUUUAUUGGCCAGUUUGAGAUAUGGCCUCUUCACUGUUGACAUUGAGACUGGUGUUUUGCGGGUACUAUUUAAUGAAGCUGCCAGUUGAGGACUUGUGAGGCAUCUGUUUCUCAUACUAGACACUCUAAUGUACUUGUCCUCUUGCUCAGUUGUGCACCGGGGCCUCCCACUCCUCUUUUUAUUCUGGUUAGAGCCAGUUUGCUCUGUUCUGUGAAGGGAGUAGUACACAGCGUUGUACGAGAUCUUCAGUUUCUUGGCAAUUUCUCGCAUGGAAUAGCCUUCAUUUCUCAGAACAAGAAUAGACUGACGAGUUUCAGAAGAAAGUAUUUUGUUUCUGGCCAUUUUGAGCCUGUAAUCUAACCCACAAAUGCUGAUGCUCCAGAUACUCAACUAGUCUAAAGAAGGACAGUUUUACUACUUCUUUAAUCAGACAACAGUUUUCAGCUGUGCUAACAUAAUUGCAAAAGGGUUUUCUAAUGAUCAAUUAGCCUUUUAAAAUGAUAAACUUGGAUUAGCUAACACAACGUGCCAUUGGAACACAGGAGUGAUGGUUGCUGAUAAUGGCCCUCAGUACGCCUAUGUAGAUAUUCCAUAAAAAAAUCUGCUGUUUCGAGCUACAAUAGUCAUUUACAACAUUAACUUCGGGAUCGGUGUCCCGUCCACUGGACGGUUGAGCUAACGUAGGCUAAUGUGAUUAGCAUGAGGUUGUAAGUAACAAGAAACUUUCCCAGGACAUAGACAUAUCUGAUAUUGACAGAAUGCUUAAAUUCUUGUUAAUCUAACAGCACUGUUCAAUUUACAUUAGCUAUUACAGUAAAAGAACACCAUGCUAUUGUUUGAGGAGAGUGCACUGUUUUGAACAUGAAAAGUUAUUAAUAAACAAAUUAGGCACAUUUGGGCAGUCUUGAUACAAAAUGUUGAACAGAAAUGCAAUGAUUGACUGGAUCAGGUCAAAAUUUGUCCACAUACACUGCCGCCAUCUAGUGGCCAAAAUCUAAAUUGCACAUGGGCUGGUAUAAUACAUUUUGGCCUUUCUGUUAAAUUUCAAAGAUGAUGGUACAAAAGAAAAUACAAAAUAAUGUUUUUUUUUCUUUGUAUUAUCUUUUACCAGAUCUAUUGUGUAAUAUUCUCCUACAUUCCUUUCACUUUCUCACCAACUACAAAGUGUUUCCUUUCAAAUGGUACCAAGAAUAUGCAUAUCUUUGCUUCAGGUCCUGAGCUACAGGCAGUUAGAUUUGGGUAUGUCAUUAUGGGGGGAAAUUGGGGGGGGAAAGGGGGCGGGUCCUAAAGUGUUUUUUUAACAAUGUCUACACUGUAUUUCUGAUAAAUUUGAUGUUAUUUUAAUGGGAAAAAAAUGUUUUUUUCUUUCAAAAACAAGGACAUUUCUAAGUGUGUGUGUGUGUGUGUAUAUAUUACAGAAUAGCAUCAUUGCAACAUUAAUUUUCAACAAGUGAUUUGUGUAAAUAAUGGAUGUCUUGACAAGCAAGCAGCUACACAGUGUAGGCCUAGGUCUACGUAAACCUUUCCUUGCUAAUAAUGACGUCUGUGUGAUAUGAAAUAAUACUGACGAUCAGGGGGAGAACUUUUUUUUAUUCUGCCUCCGCUGAGACGGGUCUGGCGUGAGUAUCUAGGCCGUACUGUGGUAGGGCUCACUCGAGAUGGAAAGGGAAUUUAAGGCUUUGACAUUCUUGCCUCAGCUUGGAAACCAAAUGCUGGUUGAUAACAAGUGUGAAUCGUCAGACGUCAGGAAGAUUGUCAAGGAUUAAAUCCAAAUAUAAAUCAUUAUUUUCUGUUUUGUAGUUUGGAAAUGUACUGGGCCAAACGGGUCAUGUGAAAGCUUGAUUUAAUUGGUAACCGGUGAGCAGUUGCCGUGCCAACUCGCAAGGCCUGAAUGUCAAGCCCUGCCCAUUAGUUGGUGAUGUCAUAACUAUUCGCUGGGGGAAAAUUGCUUUUUAGGUUUUAAGGACUGUGAAGUGUGAAGUGCAAUAGGUUUUAAGGACUAGGAGGGAUUCUUAAUUUAGGAGGGAUUCUGAGCAAUGUGUGUGAUUCUUAACUUUCUGUGUUGAUAGUUGACUAAUGAGUUGUCUGAGGCGCCAUUUUGCGCUAAAUUAACUGAAUCAUGAUGAAGCGGGACAGCAGCGAUGAGAUGAAGUGCUGUGUAGGACAUGUAUGUUUUUGUACUCUUUAUUUACAGUGCCUUCGGAAAGUAUUCAGACCCCUUGACUUUUCCACAUUUUUGUUACGUUAAGGAAAGAUAGAAAAUAGCUUUUUUCCCUCAUCAAUCUAGACCCAAUAUCCCAUGAUGACAAAGCGAAGAACAGUUUUUCUGAAAUGUUUGAAAAUGUAUAAAAAAAGCAACAAAUGAAAACAUUUACAUAAGUAUUCAGACCCCUGUACUCAGUACUUUGUUGAAGCACAUUUUGGCAGCGAUUUACAAACUUGAGUCUUCUUGGGUAUGACUUGCCUAGUUAAAUCAAGGUUAAACAUAUAUUUUUAAAUCCAAGCUUGGCACACCUGUAUUUGAGGAGUUUCUCCCAUUCUUCUCUGCAGAUCCUCUCAAGCUCUGUGAGGUUGGAUGGGGAGCUUUGCUUCACAGCUAUUUUCAGGUCUCUCCAGAGAUGUUUGAUCGGGUUCAAGUCCGGGCUCUGGCUGGGCCACUCAAGGACAUUCAGAGACUUGUCCUGUUGGAAGGUGGAUCUUCGCCCCAGUCUGAGGUCCUGAACGCUCUGGAGCAGGUUUUCAUCAAGGAUCUCUCUGUACUUUGCUCCGUUCAUCUUUUCUUCGAUCAUGACUAGUCUUUCAGUCCCUUCCGCUGAAAAUCAUCACCACAGCAUGAUGCUGCCACCACCAUGCUUCACCCUAGGGAUGGUGCCAGGUUUCCUCCAGAUGUGACACUUGGCAUUCAGUCAAAAGAUUUCAUGGUUUCAUCAGACCGGAUAAUCUUGUUUCUCAUGGUCUGAGUCCUUUAGGUGCCUUUUGGCAAACUAAGCGGGCUGUCGUGUGCCUUUUACUGAAGAGGGGCUUCUGUCUGGCCACUCUACCAUUAAAGGCCUGAUUGGUGGAGUGCUGCAGAGAUGGUUGUCCUUCUGGAAGGUUCUCCCAUCUCCACAGAGGAAUUCUAGACCUCUGUCAGAGUGACCAUCAUGUUCUUGGUCACCUCCCUGACCAAGGCCCUUCUCCCCCGAUUGCUCAGUUUGCCCGCGAAGACAGCUCUAGGAAGAGUCUUGGUGGUUCCAAACUUCUUCCAUUUAAGAAUGAUGGAGUCCAUUGUGUUCUUGGGGACCUUCAGUCCUGCAUAAAUGUUUUAGUUCCCUUCCCAAGAUCUGUGCCUCAACAUAACACUGUCUCGGAGCUCUACGGACAGUUCCUUCAACCUCAUGGCUUGUUUUUUUUCUCUGACUCCACUGUCAACAGUGGGACCUUUUAUAUAGACAGGUGUGUGCCUUUUCCAAAUCAUGUCCAAUCCAUUGAAUUUACCACAGAUGGACUCCAAGUUGUAGAAACAACAGGAUGUCUGAAUACUUUGUUUUUACUUUGUCAUUAUUAUAAUUAGAUAUUAUUAUUAUUAUUAGAUUGAUGAGGAUUUUUUUUGUUUUAAAAUAAGGCUGUAACGUAACAACAUGUGGAAAAAGUCAACGUGGUCUGAAUACUUUCGGAAAAGCAAAUGUAAAUGCUUUUCGAUGUCGAUAACUGAUAGGUGCCUCCUGCCAAAAAUGUUUUUUCAUGUAUUCAAAGAGUUGACAUAGCAGCUACUCUGUCAUAGGAUACCUUUUAUUGUACUGAUAUUAUAAAUCAUUGUAGUUUAGAUUUAUUUAAUUCAGAUUGAGUGGUAGAAAAUGUCCUUUGAGAUUUUGUUAGACUCAUUGAUUGAUUGAUUUGAUGAACACCAGUGGCCAGAAACAGACAACUGUGAUGUGAUGAUUAUUGAUUGAUUGAUUGAUUGACAUUAGAAAGUAUUCAGACCCUUUUCCCACAUUUUGUUUUACAUUCUUAUUCUAGAAAUGUAUUCAAUUAUAUUUUUCCUCAAUCUACACACAAUGACAAAGGUUUUUUGAAAUUUUUUGCGAAUUUAUUAAAAACAGAAAUACCUUAUUUACAUGGCAAAAUGUGAUUACCAUUUAAUUUGAUCUAAUAUGAAUAAAAAGGAAAGUAAGUUGAUCAUCGUGUAGCGUUUUCUGAUAUCUUACAGUAUUGCAUUAAAGAGGUGUUGUAAUUAAUUAUGUACAUUAAAGGAGAAUUUCACCCUG